AUGGUCGAACGUUUGCGACGGAAAAGGGCAAAGCCGACGGCGCGCAAAUUGGUGCUCGGCGCGGGCGAACCGAACGACGGGAAGGAUUUGGCGAAGGAGUUUAAGUGUAAGGAUAAUUCCAUCUGCACGGGGAAGUACAAUGUCGUGACUUUCGCGCCGAAGGGGCUGUACGAACAGUUUCGUCGGGUGGCGAACCUGUAUUUCUUGUCCGUGGCGGUGAUUUCGCUCUUUCCGACCGUCUCGCCGAUCCAGCCGUACACGACGUGGACGCCCUUGACUAUGGUGAUUGGGCUGUCGCUGGCUAAGGAAGCGGUAGAAGAUUACAAGAGACACGUGCAAGAUCGCGUCCAAAACACGUCGACGACUGAACGAUUUAACGGGGAGUCGUUUGAGAACUGCGAGUGGCACGACUUGAAGGUCGGCAACAUCGUGCGCGUGGUGCGAGACCAGUUUUUCCCUUGCGACCUCAUCAUGCUCGAUAGCUCGAGUGACGAAAACGCGUGUUACGUCGAGACGAAGAACUUGGACGGGGAAACAAACUUGAAAACCAAGCGUUCGGUUGACGUCGCGGACUUGAAGUUUGAUCGCGAAACGUUUGCGAAGAUGUCCGAGGGAAAGACGUUCAUCGAAUGCGAGCAUCCAAACAACUCUUUGUACACGUACUCUGGAAACUUGUCCAUCGGCGCGCCGUUGUACCCGAACGGUAAGAAAGUCUCGCUUAAUCCUUCAAAUAUGUUGCUGCGAGGUUCAAGUCUUCGCAACACGGAAUGGAUCGUCGGCGUGUGCGUGUACACUGGACACGAUUCAAAGGUUAUGAUGAACGCCACGGAUACCCCGUCUAAGCGCUCGCACCUCGAAAAGCAAAUGGAUGGGGUCGUCAUCACCAUGUUGAUAGCGCUGUUCGUUAUGAGCACGGCCUCGGCGAUUUAUUGCUCCGCCUGGAUUGGUAGCGGCGCGAAGGACCAUUGGUACUUGGCCGUGCACUUACAGGAUGUUACGUUCAAUCCGGAUAACAGAACCAGCGUUGGUGUUAUUGCCUUUUUCACGUCCUACGUCCUAUACGGCUAUCUUAUUCCAAUCUCUCUUUACGUUUCUUUGGAGUUGGUGAAGGUUUUCCAAGGAUUUGUCUUCCUGAACAAGGAUCGAGCGAUGUACCACGAAGAGACGGACACUCCCGCGCUCGCGAGAACGACCAACCUGAAUGAAGAGCUCGGUAUGGUACACACCGUGCUGAGUGAUAAGACUGGUACCCUGACGUGCAACACGAUGGAGUUCUUCAAGUGCUCGAUCGCUGGCGUCGCGUACGGCGAGGGUGUGACGGAGAUAGAACGAGCCAUCAUGCAGCGCAAGGGCGAGCCGUUGCCACCAAAAAAUGGUGACGCAAUCGAGCCAUCGUUCAAUUUCCGCGAUAAGCGACUUGAGAACGGAGCGUGGCAUAAGAGAUCAGACGCUGACAUUUGUCGCGGUUUUUUCCGUGUACUCGGCAUUUGUCAAACGGUUAUUCCUGAAGGAAAUCCUGUCCCGUCUGAAAUCGUUUAUCAGGCGGAGAGCCCGGAUGAACUUGCGUUCGUCGUCGCGGCAAAGCGCUUCGGCUUCUUCUUCAAGCAUCGUUCGGCAACGACAAUCACGGUUGAGGAAGAAGCAUUCAAUGACGGGCGACCGGGGACGGAGGACGUGACGUACACCAUUCUCAACACGCUGGAGUUCACGUCGGCUCGAAAGCGCAUGAGCGUCAUCGUGAAGAGCAAAAACGAUGGACGUAUCCUUCUCUUCACCAAGGGUGCCGACAACGUCAUUUAUGAGCGACUGUCUCAGAACGGCAAUGAAUUCAAGGAUGCGACCCAGGAGCACAUGGAUGCGUGGGCAAAGUGCGGUUUGCGCACGUUGUGCCUCGCGCGUCGAGUCAUCAACCCUUCUGAGUACGCUUCGUGGAAUGAAAAGUUCAUCGAGGCGAGCCAAGCUCUCCAAAAUCGUGAAGAGAAACUGGAAGAGGUGGCGAAUCUCAUCGAGAAAGACCUCACGCUGUUGGGCUCGACUGCGAUUGAAGACAAAUUGCAAGUCGGCGUACCGCGUACCAUUGAACAACUCAUGAAGGCAAACAUCGCAGUUUGGGUACUCACCGGUGACAAGCAAGAUACUGCGAUAAACAUCGGGCAAGCGUGCUCGCUCAUCACUCCGCAAAUGAAGGUCCGCGUCAUCAACGUCGAAGAUUUGGUUAAACAAGAAAACAACGGCGAGAUCGACAGCGCGACAUUUCAACGCCUCGCCAUGGCCUCAGUGAAGCAGCAGAUUGAAGCUGGUUUAGUAGACGCCGAAGCCGCGAUUCAGCUCGACGCCGACGUCGGUAUGGUUAUCGACGGUCGUUCGCUCACGCUGGCUCUCAAACCAGAGCUCGCCGGAAGCUUCCUAGCCCUGGGAACCAAGUGCAGCGCGGUUAUUUGCUGCCGCGUGUCGCCUUUACAAAAGGCGCUCGUGACGACUCUCGUGAAGGAUUCUGGACGCAUCACGCUCGCUAUCGGUGACGGUGCGAACGAUGUCGGGAUGAUUCAAGCCGCUCACAUCGGUGUCGGCAUCAGUGGCCAAGAGGGUAUGCAAGCAGUCAUGGCGUCGGAUUUCGCAUUUGCCCAGUUCCGCUUCUUGGAGCGCCUUCUUCUCCUCCACGGUCGAUACAAUUACAAGCGAAUUGCACGCAUGGUGACGUACUUCUUCUUUAAGAACAUCGCUUUUGGUUUGACUAUUUUCAUAUUCAACAUGCACACCAAAGCCAGCGGACAGACUGUGUACAACGAUUGGCUGAUGUCGUCGUUCAACAUUUUCUUCACCAACUUUCCGGUACUAGCGCUCGGUAUCCUUGACCAAGACGUGAAACCGCAGAGUUCGAUGGAGGUUCCGGAACUGUACAGAGAAACACAGGCGAACUCACAGUUUACGUCGCGCCGUCGUUUGACUUGGUUUGCGUACGGUAUUUACGUCGCGGUUGUGAGCUUCGUUAUGGUCUUCUACGGCAUCCACACGGGCGAAGCGGACGCGGAAAGCGGACAGCCGUUUGGGCUGUGGGAGGUCGGAACGACUUUGUACACUGCGCUCCUCAUCGCUUUGAACGUACAACUCGGAUUGUUGUGCAACUUUUGGACUUUAUUUCAUCACGUAGUCAUAUGGGGUUCCAUCCUACUGUGGUUCAUCUUGAACAUGGCGUUAAGUGAGACGGAAGUGUACUACUCCACUUACAGUUACAAGACGUUUUUACCGAUAACGUCUCAGGUGAUGAAAUACUGGCUCGGGUUUUGGCCGGUGGCGAUCAUCUCCAUCUGGCCCUACAUUGCGUCCAUCAUGUUCAUGCGAUAUUUUAGGCCGACUUUAGCCGAUGAGGUGCAAGAUAGAGACGCAGCUAUCCGGAGGUCGUCCGGCGGAAAGAGCGAAAAGGAGGGCGUCGAGCCUCGCCAAAAAGUGGACGUUGAACUCAAGUCGCCUCGAAGAAGUGGUACUUUACACGGCGUCGUCGUUGAAAGCUUAGGAAUCGCUCCGGUGAAAGCGGAGGAGAUCAAGGCGCCAAAACACCGUCGUAAACUGUCUUUCGCUGAUGUUUGGGGCAAAGAAACGCAAUUUCCCGACGUCCCAGGAGGUCGCCGGAGUAGCCAAGAUCGCACUCCGACGCAUUCGCGCGGCGUGAGUCUAGAGAGCUUGUCUUUACCCACGCUACCCGAGGAUAGAAGUGCGCGCGAUUUGUAAACUAUUU
Ostreococcus lucimarinus CCE9901 is the source of this 3736-nucleotide messenger RNA. RefSeq names its product P-ATPase family transporter: phospholipid. The record is from RefSeq and is a predicted model, not a curated record. Gene Ontology annotation, cellular component: plasma membrane. Gene Ontology annotation, molecular function: ATP binding; ATPase-coupled intramembrane lipid carrier activity; ATP hydrolysis activity. Gene Ontology annotation, biological process: phospholipid translocation. The transcript has a single exon. The coding region runs from base 1 to 3729 and encodes 1242 amino acids. NCBI's taxonomy places the organism in Eukaryota, Viridiplantae, Chlorophyta, Mamiellophyceae, Mamiellales, Bathycoccaceae.